UCGCUGUCAAAGCGUAGAAAAAAAAUCCCACAACAACAGCGACAUUACACUUGCGACAGUUUAGAGAGGUGUGCUCUGAACUGGACAGCUCGGUUUCGACCUUGUGAGCGGUGAGCGUAUUUCAGAAAAUAUCCAAUCGAUUAAAAUAAGCUAUAGCUAUUGUGACGAACUGAUACGAUUUCGGUGUAUUCAAUAACUCGACGUCAUGUUUUCCUUUUGAAAGAGAUUGGGUUGAAUGGAAGCAAAAGUUACCUAUUCUUUCGACGCAUAUAAACAACGGGUCAUGUUGCCUUCAUUUCCUGCUAUGAUUUAUCGGCGGAGUCUCACUUCACGAGCAUAGUCUGCGCAUAUUUUUUUUUCUUUAUAUUGGACUCAGUAUUCGAAAUACUUAGCAAAUAAAAUAAGUCACGCAUAAGUUAACAUACGGAUUGUAUCACGGUUGCAUUCGCCAACAGAACGUUGCAAAUUGUACAACAGGCUACGUUGCUUUACCGGAUUAUACAUUACCAUGGAGAUUCCAGUUGGGUUAGCAGGAGUUUCAGAUGCCACAAACGCCGUUUUUCCCGGACCUUACCAAAACGUUUUCCAAAGCCUUCAAGUGGCAUUUCAGAGUCACGGCGCUGUCUCCAGGAGCUUAGAAUUUCCAAAUACAAAGUACGGUUUUUUACAAAACAGACAUAUCUAUGAAAUGCGUCAGGAGAACAAGCAACCGCCCUGCAAAGGACUCGGCCUAUUUUACGGGAGCCAUCGUAAUUUGGACACUGGGACAAACGAAGACGACAUCGCUUAUUUUUCCAGACAGUCCGACGCUGAAGCGAGACUUGGUAUUUUUUCUCAAAGCUCAUUGGAUAUUGGAGACGAGAGUACUAGCAAACUCCAGUCAGACAACCAACGGGUAAGAGCGAGCGGUCCUCUCUUACCGGGCUCUAGCGGCUGCGAUUCGGGACAAAAGUCCUCCCUGGCUUGCACGUCCCAACAAAGGGAGACAGCAUCUCGAAGUGAAACCUGCCCAGGAGAAAGCAGCUCGGAACCACAAGCAACUACCAUUUCGGAAACUGCGCGCGAAUUGUGCAACGCCGUGUCCGUAUCACUGGGCUUGAAUUUAGAUCUUAAUGACAUGAAUGACCUCGGCUCAAACCACAUACCGUCUGCCGAAUGUGACACAAGACAAGGCAUCUACUUAUUUGAACCUUCACAUGGGUGUACUGGUGUCGGGCUGAAUGCCUUGGUAAGAGACUGUAAAUGUCAGAGUGCACGCGAAGGGACAUCGACACAGUACGAACGUGGGGAAAUGUUUAGGACGAACCGUGUAAAUGACUUGCCGAUUCAGACAGCACCCCCACGACACACCAGCGUUAGCGAUGCUAAAUGGGAUAUGCAGGCAGGGUUGUGUGCGCAGAUGGGUCAGAAGGACUCUGAAAAGUGCAUGAAUAUGGAUGGUGCACACUCCUCUUCUGUCUACUCUCAGUUCGACCAACUGUUGCCAGUGAACCCACCGCACUACAGUCAAAACGUUCCGGUUAGAUUGGAACCAGAAAGCGAUUUUUCUCAGAUGUUGUACAACUCACCUGGUAUUCAGAAAAAUGUCCAGCAUGAUGCCACAAUUAAAUCAGAAGUGGGAAAAAUUGCAUCUGAACGGGAAUGGGGUUUGCAGUACAGGUACAAUGAAAGCUGCAGCACACCGUCCGCACCUCCUAGACAUUGUGUACAUCAGAACAGGGUCGGACCAUACAACCAGUUCAUUUUUAAUCCAUUUGAAUAUGGAAAAAGAGGUGUUGUCUCAAUAAGGGAAGGAUCAUAUCUCGAACAGGGGUACCCAAAUAACCUCGCCCGGAUACCCUACCCUGGUUCCUUGAAAAACGAACUAAGAGACCGUCUGAGUGGACCAUACCCAGACGUCAGCAGUUAUAGGUAUGAGGGUGAACGGGAGAACAUGUUCCCUGUGGAGUUCUUCUUCCCGCCGCAGAGGACCUGUCUGAUCUGUGGGGACGAGGCCUCUGGCUGUCACUAUGGCGCCCUCACCUGCGGGAGCUGCAAGGUGUUCUUCAAGAGGGCCGCAGAAGGGAAGCAAAAGUACCUGUGUGCCAGCAUCAAUGAUUGCACCAUUGAUAAACUUCGAAGAAAGAACUGCCCCUCCUGCCGUCUGAAAAGGUGCUUUGCUGCUGGAAUGACCCUGGGAGCCCGGAAGCUGAAGAAGAUCGGGCAGGCGCGUGGCCCGGAGGAAGGGCUGGCGCAGGGUCAGGGGCCAUCAGAAGGCGAGCAGAACAUCUCCCCCAUGUACGACCUGGGCUUCCACACCCAGUCCAUGUUCCUCAACAUCCUGGAGGCCAUCGAGCCGGAGGUAGUGAACGCCGGGCAUGACUACGGUCAGCCCGACUCCGCGGCCAGCCUCCUGACCAGCCUGAAUGAGCUCGGAGAACGGCAGCUCGUCAAGGUCGUCAAGUGGGCCAAGGGCAUGCCAGGUUUUCGGAGUCUGUAUGUGGAUGACCAGAUGACAGUGAUCCAGCACGCGUGGAUGUCCGUGAUGGUGUUUGCCCUGGGAUGGAGGUCGUUUAAGAACGUGAAAUCCAGGAUGCUUUACUUCGCUCCCGACCUUGUUUUCAAUGAGCACCGAAUGCAGGUCUCCACCAUGUAUGAGCACUGCGUCCGGAUGAAAAACUUCUCCCAGGAGUUUGCCAUGCUCCAGGUCUCCCAGGAAGAGUUCCUGUGCAUGAAAGCCCUGCUUCUCUUCAGCACCAUCCCAGUGGAAGGGCUGAAGGGGCAGAAGUUCUUCGACGAGUUGCGGAGGAGUUACAUCAACGAGCUGGAACGUCUGGUUGGCUUCAGGAGCAAGACCAGCUGCUCCGACAGGUUCCAGCAGCUCACCCGCCUCCUGGACUCCCUCCAGCCCGUUCUGAAGAAGCUCCACCAGUUCACGUUCGACCUUUUCAUCCAGUCCCAAAACCUCCCCAACAAAGUCUGCUUUCCCGAAAUGAUCUCAGAGAUCAUAUCCGUGCACUUGCCAAAGAUCAUCGCUGGCACAGUGAGGCCAAUCCUCUUCCACAAGUAGCUGCCUCCUUUUCUUUUCGUUUCUUUACGCUCUUUCCCACGGCUUACUUCUUCAGCUUGGCAUUCCGCCGACAUCUGCAUCCUUCUCAAAGCUAUACCAAGUGGCAGAAUUACAAAUGAGUAGUUUUACUGCUAACCAGCGGUUAUUGAUUAUGGAGAUUUUUUCCAAAGCUGGUUUUAGCAUUUGAUUUCUGCUGUAUUGUCGUAUUGUCUAUACAGGGUUUGUAUUUUCAAAUUUCACUCUUGGCUCAUUUUACAUUAGUGCGCUUAAGAUCCCAGGAUGUAGAAGACAAACCUGCCUUCUCUCUUCAAAUCAGGUUACAAAAACAAAAACAAAUUCCUGUGUACACAAAACAAAAUGAAAUGUUCAGUGUUAAUUCAACAAUGACAGAGUCCACUAGGAAUCCAGUAAUAUACUCUACCCGUGUUCAUUUACAAAUUUAACAUGUUAUUACAUAUGCAUCACUAUACACAGUUAUGCACAACUGUGUCUGUCAUUGUUAAUGCGAUCAUAUGGCCAUCUGGAUAUAAGGAUUAUCAGGAUAAAUAAUGAAAUGGUUAAAAAAGUUCGUUUUCAUUUAUAGUGAUUCAUGCAUGCAUAGUUAGGUAUAUUAAUCUCCAUAGCUAUUGAAUAUCAAUCUGUUCAUAUAACCAUGUAUGUACACUCACUGAGCAUUUUAUUAGGUAGACCUGUACACCAGCUUGUUAAUGCAAAUAUUUAAUCAGCCAAUUAUGAGGCAGCAACGAAAUGCAUAAAAGCAUGCAGACAUGGUCAAAAGGUUCAGCUGUUUUUUAGACCAAAUGUCAGAAUGGGGAAGAAAUGUGAUCUAAGUGACUUUGACCGUGGAAUAAUUGUUGGUGCCAGACAGGGUUGUUUGAAUAUCUCAGAAACUGCUGAUCUCCUGGGAUUUUCACGCACAAUAGUCUCUGGAGUUUGCAGAGAAUGGUGCGAAAAACAGAAAACAUCCAGUGAGCAGCAGUUCUGCGGGCAAAAAUGCCUUGUUAAUGAGAGAGGUCAGUGGAGAAGGGCCAGACUGGUCAAAGCUGAUAGGAAGUUGACAGUAAAGCAAAUAACCACACAUUACAACAGUGGUAUGCAGAAGAGAAUCUCUGAACACACAACAUGUCAAACCUCUAAAGUGGAUAAGCUACAGCCGCAGACGGCCAAUAUGUCUAAAACCUACGUUUGAUAAAUACCUAAUAAAGUGCUCACUGAGUGUAUACCUAAAUAUUUACUGAGAUAUAUGCAUACGUACAAUGUACAGAUAUUUUUGUGUGUGCUCGACACAGACAUAACACACAUACACGCUCACACAAACAGAUACAUACGCUCACAUUUUUAGAUGGUGAAUGUAAAAACAUGAUAAAUAUUGCAGCCGCGGAGUACAGCCACGUGACUGUAAACGAAGCAAUCCAAACCGUCUUUUGUUUUUCAAUUAUAAAAAAGCAGUCCUUUCCACUAAAACAGGAGGGUUAUUGAAGUAGCUUUUUGUGUUGAUCACAGUGUAUUUAUUUUUUUAUCGUUGACUAUGGUAUGAAGAUGUAUUUCUUGAAGAGCCAUACAACUCCCAAACUGCCAAGGACACUUUCACAUAUGGCCACUGUUUUGACUGGUUAGCCUAAGAGUUUAUUAUAUUUAGUGCUCUAAAUAUUAUUACUCUUUUACGCUCAAACCUGUAAUUAUAUUAUUGACAAAAGUGUAUGGACUAUUCUGUAGGUAUUUUAGUGUGGUUUUUACAUGAAAUGAAAACUCUCUCUGCAUAAUUAAAACAAUUGUAAAUGUAUUUCAUGCAAUUAUUGUACAGUCAUGAUCUCUGAUAUUUUGUGUUUCUGUGGUCAUUGUAUUACUUAAUUGGCCAUAAACCAUAAACCAUAAAAGGUGAAUUUGAUUAUAUUUUUCUAUAAAUGCUUCCCCUUUCAACUUAGAACCCCUUUUAAACUGUGUGUGUGUGACGUAUGACCACAGCAGUGCAAAUUAUUCUAAUUAGUUCAAUCAAAUAUCAAAUAAUUUGUUCUGAAAUUUUGCAUUUAUGCCAAAAGGGGGCUAUCUUUCUGCACCUGCAGAAUCCAGCUUCUCAGUGACAGCUAUUCAUAAACACUAUGCAGUGCUGUAUACUUGUGAUGUGAUGCGUUCGUAAGAAUAUAAAAGGUACCCAUUCAUGAUUUAUAGUGUCCGUCCAGUGUGAAUUAAUCUUAAAACUGAAACAGAGUAGAAACUGUGGCAUCUGAGGCAGUCUGAUAGUUAACAUGCAGAACAUCUUGUGUAAUUAUAAGCAGGUGAUUCUUAUACAGGUAUUGGCCUGCUUUUAACACCAUAGCUGCCUAAUACAAAGGAAAAGUCCCAAGUGACAUACAGCCUUAAAAGUAACACAAUGUAAUAUGUAUUUCAGAUGCUAAGUUCUUCUGUUUGUCUUUUGAGGUUAUUGUAAGUCAAAUACAUAAUCACAAAAUAUCAUGUUAGGAACUGUAACAGAAUGUAUAAUCAGAUAACAAUUAAUUUAUUUGUAUUAAAUUUUUUUGCCCCAGCGAUGUAAGAGAGACACUAUACCAGUGGUUCCCAACCUUUUUUGUCUCGUGACCCCAUUUUGACAUCACAAAUAUCUGGGGACCCCAGAGACUUUUUUUUCUAGAAUUAGUUCUUGAUCAUGUUUGUUAUACUGUGUUGCAAAUACAGAGUGGCCAGAUUAGUGCACAAAGUAACAUUUUAUUUUCCCUGAUCAGGAAAUACAUGUACAGUUAGGUAAGCUACAAGGCUUGAUAAAAAAUAAAAAAAAUGUAAUCAAUUACUACACAUUUCAGGCGACCCCAUUUGAAUUCUGCGGGACCCCACGUGGGGUCGCGACCCCAAGGUUGAAAAACACUGCACUAUACUGUCUUUUGGAUGAGACGUUAUACCAAGGUCCUGACUCACUGUCGUCGUUGAAGAUCCAAUGGCACUUAUUGCAAAGAGCAGGGGUCUCCCUGGUCUGGCCAAAUUCCUAACUUUGUUCUGUAAAUUACUUAGCUGGGGCAGCUUGUGGCCUACUGGUUAAGGUACAUGACUGGGAAUUUAGAAGGUUCAAGCCCUGGUGUAGCCAUGAUGAGAUCCAUAAAGCUGUUGUGCCCUUGAGCAAGGCCCUUAACCCCGCAUUGCUCCAGGGGGGAUGGUCCCCAGCUUAGUCUAAUCAGCUGUCAGUAACUUUGGAUAAAUGCAUUAGCCAAAUAACUAAUGUAGUCACCUAAUUGUCCUGUUAUAAUCCGUCCAUUUUAUCUGAUGUAUGAUGAAGGUUUCAUGUACAAUGUUAUCAUGCAGGUGGGUUAGUUUCCCCUCUGACUCUGUAAAGCACUUUGGGAUCAUGAGAUGAAGGCACUAAUUAUGUAAAAUAAUUACACCUUUAAAAUUUAGUGUCAGCCUUUAUGGCCAAGUUGGACUUGAUUGUAAUUAUAAUUGAUUAGCAACUAUAUUAGAUCCAGUUGUCUAUAUCUCCAAGGCAGGCAGAAGGAGAAGUGUGGCGAUUAUUAAACAUGACUGCGUUAUGCACUGAAAGCCAAUCACAAAGAUAAUGUUAAUGCUUUGUGAAAGGGCUUCAUCACCGUCUAAAACCCACGUUAAGUCCAAUAAUACUGUUGUUCCAUUCUCAGAAAAUAGUAAAACACAUUAUCUGGUGAUUUGAAACACUUGCAAAAAAGGUCACAGCAGUUUAUAUAACGUCCUACAGUGAACUACUGAACUGUUUCAUUUUCUGAACUGUUUCUGCGGUGUGAUUUGUAAUGCGCCGAACCACAACUACAAUCACAGCUAUUGCAGCAAGAUACUAUCUGAAUGCAACUACUUUAUCCAAAUCUUGUGCUCCUAUAUGAGUGCCUUUUAGCCAUCAGGUCAUGGUCUGAUGGCAUUGCUACUUUGAGGGAGAAGCAUACUGGCAGAGUGAGUGAGUAAGUGAGCGAGUGAGCCAAGGAUACCACAUUAACUGUGUAUCUAUUAAAGUCAAUGUGCACAUGCACAUUUUCCACCAAAAAGGAAAGUUUUUUCAGUUAACAUUCAAAAAGUGAUUCAUCAUUAUCUGCGCAAUUUUAUAUAGUUGGCAUUGGUACCCAGACAGACGUGUAAAUAUGCAGGAAGGCCGUUUGUUGGUGCUCUUUUGAAAAAGUUGUAUAGCUAUACUAUUUUUUAGUUUUUGUUUUGGUAUGUAAAAUAGUAACAUAUAAAAAAAGUUUGUUUUUUAUUUUUUUUUAUUCAGGUCAUAAACUAUAUCAUCUAAAACAGGGAUCAGGGAAUCAAAAUGUGUGGGGGUUUUUUACACUUGCUCUGAUUGUAUCCUACUGCCCAAGAAAGAUACCUUUAAUGAACAUGUGCAUAGUAUUUAUACUUGCUACUAAAACAAUCAAUGUGAUAUAAGUUAAUUAAAUUUUUUUAUGUUUUAAUGUGUACAAACUUGCGGAAUAUACUGUUUUAGAGAACACCCCUUCAGAAAUCUAAAAAUUUACAGGUGUCCAUUCCCAGUUCAUGUAAUCUUAUUUGGUUUGGGCUGUUGAGUUUCAUCUAUGUUGGUUUCAUUUUUUCAUUUGUUUCCUUGUUUUUUGAUUAAACAGUGUCAAAUACA
This is a messenger RNA of Conger conger (European conger), 7631 nucleotides long. RefSeq names its product androgen receptor-like. The record is from RefSeq and is a predicted model, not a curated record. The coding region runs from base 509 to 3049 and encodes 846 amino acids. Gene Ontology annotation, molecular function: sequence-specific DNA binding; DNA-binding transcription factor activity; zinc ion binding. NCBI's taxonomy places the organism in Eukaryota, Metazoa, Chordata, Actinopteri, Anguilliformes, Congridae. Gene Ontology annotation, biological process: regulation of DNA-templated transcription; male gonad development. The transcript is spliced from 8 exons.